Penaeus chinensis is the source of this 3095-nucleotide messenger RNA. RefSeq names its product neural cell adhesion molecule 1-like. The coding region runs from base 1 to 1446 and encodes 481 amino acids. The record is from RefSeq and is a predicted model, not a curated record. Gene Ontology annotation, cellular component: membrane; neuron projection. Lineage: Eukaryota; Metazoa; Arthropoda; Malacostraca; Decapoda; Penaeidae. Gene Ontology annotation, biological process: cell adhesion. The transcript is spliced from 13 exons. Gene Ontology annotation, molecular function: protein binding.
AUGCCUUACCAGUGGUUCCAGUACGUUUUGACACAACAGUCAGAUGAUAGUUACAUGAGGCUUCUUGGCCUUUCACUUCUAUAUUGCAAGUCCCUGCAUUACAUCUCCGUUCGCACCUGGUUCGACUAUGCUUAUUCUUUUUUUCGAUCCAGAAACUCCGACAGAAAGGAGAGUCUCGUCAUCAAGCCCCAGGGGAAGAUCCAGACAGUGUUCAAGAGUGAUAGCUUCUUCGUCUCCUGCUCCAGCGACGCCGACAACGUCCAGAGGGUCAUGUGGACUGGACCUGAAGGGCAGCAGAUCACCGACUACCGGGGCAGCGUGCCAUAUAACGAGAUUCCAAGGAUCCACGUUGAGGAUGGAAGGUCAGGUCACAAAGGCGUUGACCUCAUAUUCUCAAACAUCAGUAGGACGGAUCGUGGAAAAUACACCUGUUCUGCUAACGUUGACGGUGUUGAGCAAGAACGCUCGUUUGACCUGGUCGUUCUGAAACACCUCGACUUCAUGGACACGCCCGCCACCCAGUUCCUCGAGGAAGACCACGACUCCGUUCUGCGCUGCGACGUCGACGGCGACCCCGCUCCGAGGGUGUCCUGGCAUAUCAACAACAGGAAAGUUAAUUUUGGCAAGAAGUACGAGAAAGGAACCGAGCACCCAAAUGACCUUAUUGUCCGCAACGCCACCCUGGAAGACGCAGGCCAGUACAAGUGCGUGGCUUUGCAGCUCUCCAACUACACCUCCGAGGUCAAGGAAUUGGUGAUUGAGGUCAAAGUUCACCACAAACCCCAAUGGAGCGACAGCGAACUCAAGGCCCAAGCGUACGGCUACGUGACGGGCGACGUGAACCUGACGUGCGAGGCCGUGGCUGAACCCCACGCGAACUUCACCUGGAUCAAGGACAACCAAGUGAUUGAGCCCAACGAGACGGUUCAGAUCAUCAACGAGGACCAUAAGAGCGUCCUGAGGCUGAAGGUGACUGACGUGGAUAUGUUUGGCGACUACGUUUGCAAAGCUGAGAACAAGCUGGGGACUCUUGAAAGGGUCAUUAUCCUCGAGGAAGGGAAGAAACCAGCUGUUCCCAGUGCCAAGGUAACCGAAACAGAGGUCAACGCUAUCCACCUGAAGCUCGACGCUCACAAUCACCCUGACAUGCCCAUCCUCGCCUUCCGCGUCGAGUACAAGACAGCUGGGGACAACUGGAUCAACGCUCAGUCCAUGGAGUUCAAGAAAGGCGAGCCCUACGUCAUCAACAGCCUGGCCGGAGACACUCUCUACGUCCUCCGAGCUUCUGCCAAGAACGCUGCCGGUUAUUCUGACUUCUCCUCCGACUUCAUGGAAAGAACCAAGAAGAUUCACGAGUCCCAGAGUCAGAUCUCGGCCGCGAAUAGCCUCUCCGCCGCUGCCCAGGCUCUGGUCCCUCUCGUGUUCCUCUUGGCUUCUCUCUUGUGAGCGAUUCCGUCCUCGUCCGGCGGAGAUGAUGCGUUGUAAACCUCUCUGUUCUUUUUUUUUUAAUGCAUUUUUUUGGGGUAUGGCAACAGUGGCGUGAGAUUUUGAUUCAUGGAAGAUGAUGAAGAAGAAAGAAAGAAAGAAAAAAAGUCUUGUGGAAAUUAAUUUGUUUGUUUUUUCUGUUAGACUAGUUCCAUGACAUAACACGAUCAUUAAUCUUAUUUUCUCUAGAAUUACGUUUUCGUUGAUUAUUUCUCUCAUUAAGGAAAUGAGAACCGAUAUUUUCUAUAGCAUUUUAGCCAAUACAUUUUUUUUUUCUCAGAGGUAAGAUAGAGAAACAAUAUUCAAACAUGAAACGCCAAGUCACACUCAAUUAAUAUUUUGACUAAAUAAUGUAUCACAUGUACACAUUUAGUAAAAAAAAUAUAUAUAGAUUAGAUCCAAAAUAUGUUUAUACACUCGAAACGCUCACAAAAAAAAUAUUAAUAUAGUUACUAAAAUAAUAGACGAAAUUACCUGCCCCCCCCUCCCCCCCAUGCCUACCCUUCCCUCAAAAAAGACCCCCCCCCCCUUCAUAAAAAAAAACUAAAUAAAAGAAUAAAUAAAGGUAGAGAAAACUUACAUAAUUAUUCAGCAUCACCUUGUUGUUUGUGUAAAAUAUCUGUCAUUUUGUAGCUGUUCUGUAGUUAUGCAUCUUUCAUAGAACGUAUUUCUAAAAGGUAUUCAGUGAGUCAGUUGACUGAUAUUUGUACUAACAUUCCACAUGUUAGAUGAAGUAGAUAUUGAUAUAUCUGUCGAUACAACUGGAGAUUAAAAAAAAAAAAAAAAAAAAAAAAAAAAAUGAUGAAAUUUGAUCAAAAUGUCUCAUGUUCAGUAUUAAUAACGUUUUGCUUGUUUUCCUUGUUUUGUUUGUGUAAUGGCAUACACUUGUUGUAUAAGAUAAUUGUUUUUUAAAUGCGAAAGAAAAAAAGACAAACAAACAAACAAACAUGGCACCUCUUGAGAACAAAACCCUGAGUUUCUGAAUUUUCGCGGGAUGAAAAAAAAAACGCCAAAAAUAUUUCGCGGGAAGAAAAAAAUAGUUUUCUUCUUCUUUUUCUUAAAUCGCCAAAAAAAAUCAAAGCCAUCGUUUCGUGGGCGUUUUCCGGUCUCCUGUUUGUAGUCUUACUUAAAGAAAAAACUGAGCCUGAACUUUAGAUGACCAGAAAUCCCCCAAGAACGAGAAGGACAUUUUGAUUUGAUUUUUGGCCGACCUGAUUCCACAAAAAAAGGAAAAGAAAUUUGUGAAAGGAAAGGGAAAUUUUCACGCGAAAGAAGGGGGGCAUGGAUUGCUUCAUGCUAAAUAUAGUUGGUUCAUGAAGAUGUUUCAUGAGAUAUUUUCUUUUAUUCAAAAGUUCAUUGUAUCUUGUAAUACCAUGUUAGUGAAAUGUUGUGCUUACUGAGAUGAUGAAGAAAAAAAAAAAAAAAAAAAAAAACAUGAUUUCUUCUCUUCGUAUUUUGCAAUGUGACUCUUGCUUGGGAGUUCAGUCUUCUUUCUCUCUCUCUCCUUCUCUUUCUCGUCUCUUUCAUUCGUCUUUCUCAUUCUGUCUUCUCUUUCUCAUUCUGUCUUCUCUUUCUCUUUCUCUUUCUCGUCUCUUUCUGUCGUCUCUUUC